Elephantulus edwardii (Cape elephant shrew) is the source of this 1315-nucleotide messenger RNA. RefSeq names its product paraoxonase 2 (gene PON2). Gene Ontology annotation, cellular component: extracellular region. NCBI's taxonomy places the organism in Eukaryota, Metazoa, Chordata, Mammalia, Macroscelidea, Macroscelididae. The coding region runs from base 86 to 1150 and encodes 354 amino acids. The transcript has 9 exons. Gene Ontology annotation, molecular function: arylesterase activity. The record is from RefSeq and is a predicted model, not a curated record.
CGGCGCCGGAUCCCCGGGUAAGAGGGCACCGCCCAGCGUGCAGCCCGGCCAGGCCCGACGAGGCCACGCGCCCGGCUCCCGCGCCAUGGGGCGGCUGGUGGCCGUGAGCCUCUUGGGGAUAUCGCUGGCGCUCCUGGGCGAGAGGUUCCUGGCGCUCAGAAAUCGACUUAAAGCCUCUCGGGAGCUAGAAUCCAUUGAUCUUCCAAACUGCCAUCUGAUUAAAGGAAUCGAAGCUGGCUCUGAAGAUAUCGACAUUCUUCCUAAUGGCCUGGCUUUCUUCAGCGUGGGUCUGAAGUUUCCGGGAUUCCACAGCCUCACACCAGAUAAACCUGGAGGGAUUCUAAUGAUGGAUCUAAAAGAAGAAAAACCACGGGCAUUAGAAUUAAGAAUCAGCCGAGGCUUUAAUUUUGCUUCAUUUAAUCCACAUGGCAUCAGCACUUUUAUAGAUGACGAUGAUACAGUUUAUCUCUUUGUCGUUAACCACCCAGAAUUCAAGAAUACAGUGGAAAUUUUUAAAUAUAUAGAAGAAGACAAUUCUCUUUUGCAUAUCAAAACCAUCGAACAUGAACUUCUUCCAAGCGUGAAUGAUCUUGUAGCUGUUGGACCUACACAUUUCUAUGCCACCAAUGACCACUAUUUCUCUGAUACGUUCUUAAAAUAUUUAGAAACAUACUUAAACUUACACUGGGCAAAUGUUAUCUACUAUAGUCCAAAUGAAGUUAAAGUCGUGGCCGAAGGAUUUGAUUCAGCAAGUGGGAUCAGUAUUUCACCUGAUGAGAAGUACAUCUAUGUUGCUGACAUAUUGGCUCAUGAAAUUCAUGUUUUUGAAAAACACCCGAGUAUGAAUUUAACUCAGCUGAAGGUGCUCAAGUUGGAUACACUGGUGGAUAAUUUAUCUACAGAUCCUUCCUCUGGGGACAUCUGGGUCGGCUGCCAUUCCAAUGGCCAGAAGCUCUUCGUGUAUGAUCCCAACAAUCCUCCUUCAUCUGAGGUUCUCCGCAUCCAGAAUAUUCUGACUGAGAAACCUACAGUGACAACAGUUUAUGCCAACAAUGGAUCUGUUCUUCAGGGAAGUUCUGUGGCCACAGUAUAUGAUGGGAAGCUACUCAUAGGCACUUUAUACCACAGAGCCUUGUACUGUGAACUCUAAGUUUGUGCUUUGAGUGUGCAAGUGGGAUACUUUUUCUUAAGAAUUUUAGAUGACUUACUAAUUCUGAAGGACUCUACCCGCAAUGUUUACCAAGAAAUGGAUGCUAUAUAUAGAUAGUUUUAUUUUGGUAAUGAAAAGCCCCUUUGGCUCUUAUUGCACUUUUAA